This is a messenger RNA of Aphis gossypii (cotton aphid), 1038 nucleotides long. RefSeq lists its product as uncharacterized. Lineage: Eukaryota; Metazoa; Arthropoda; Insecta; Hemiptera; Aphididae. The record is from RefSeq and is a predicted model, not a curated record. The coding region runs from base 1 to 1038 and encodes 345 amino acids. The transcript has a single exon. Gene Ontology annotation, molecular function: DNA binding. Gene Ontology annotation, cellular component: nucleus.
AUGGCAAGAACAUACAAGAAAAAGGUAGGUGGCCGUAAAUAUCAACAUUAUAAUAGCGCAAUGCUAAAAAAGGCUGUAGAUGCUGUCCGUAAGAAAUUACUAACUAUUUCUAGAGCUUCCGAGAAGUUUGGUGUACCAAAAAGAACAAUUUGUAACCACGUAAAAGCGCUUAGUGAUAAUAAAAAAAUUAACAAUCCUGGUGGGCAGACUGUGUUGAGUCAUGACGAAGAAAAAAAUCUUGUGCUUGGAUUAAUUAAAUGUGGUGAAUGGGGAUUUCCAUUGAAAUGCAGAGAUAUUCAUUUGGCAGUUAAGUCAUAUUUGGACAGAUUAGGAAAAAAAACUAGAUUCAAAAAUAACUGGCCCGGUAAAGAUUGGGUAGAUUUGUUUCUUAAUCGAAAUAAUGAACUUACAUUGCGAAUAGGAGAAAAUAUUAAACGUGUUCGAGCGGCAGUGAGCAAAUCAGUAUUGAACGAAUAUUUUGACAAUCUUUCAAACACUUUAUCUGAUGUCCCUCCGAGUCAUAUUUUUAAUUACGACGAGACUAACUUUGUUGAUGAUCCGGGUAAAAGUCUUGUAGUAGUUCGAAGAGGGACUAAGCACCCCGAAGUUGUCAAAGAUACAUCUAAAACAAGCGUGUCCGUUAUGUUUUGUGUAUCGGCUGACGGAAAUAUUUUUCCCCCAUAUACCGUUUAUAAGGCCAAACACAUUUAUCCUACAUGGAUAGAAGGAGGCAUUCAAGGAGCUGGUUAUAAUCGUAAUGAAAGCGGAUGGUUCGAUAUGCCUAUUUUUGAAGAUUGGUUUUUAUCGUGUUUUCUUCCGUCAUGUAGACAUUUAACAGGACCUAAAGUAAUUAUUGGGGAUAAUCUCGCAAGCCAUAUUUCUUUAGAAGUUAUUAAACAUUGUGAAAUGAACAAUAUUCGAUUUAUUUUAUUGCCACCCAAUUCGACGCAUUUAUGCCAGCCCUUGGAUGUUGCUGUUUUUAGACCAAUGAAAAGGAGCUGGAGAAAGACUUUAGAUGAUUGGAAAAACUCAAACUGA